AUGGCAGCAACUACGGAAUCCCCCACCCCCGGGAUUUGGGGGCGCUCUUCUGGGUCUUCAGGAGGGGGGAGCGAUGGAUUGGCGGGGCCGCCAGGGGGCGCCCUGGGGCCGCGCUGCCCCGACGGGGAGGGGGGAAAAUGGGAAAAAUGGGGGGGAAUGGGAGGAAUGGAGGGAAUGGGAGGGAACUGGGGGAGUGGGGGGAAUGGGGCCCCGCCGGCCGCCACCCGGCAGCCUUUCCCGUGCGCCGAGGACGAGGACUGCGGCCCCGAGGAGUUCUGCGGGGGCGCGGCCCGCGGCGGGGGGGCCCCGCGGGGGGGGGCCUGCCGGCGGCGCCGCAAGCGCUGCCUGCGCGAUGCCAUGUGCUGCCCGGGCACGGUCUGCAGCAACGGUCUCUGCACGCCCCUGGAGCCGCCCCACGGAGCGGCCGAGCUGGACGAGACGGGCACUGACGCGCUGCCCCGACGGACGCCCGCUCCCGCCUGGCUCCCCGCUGCCAAAGGCCAGGAGGGUGACAUCUGCCUGCGCUCCUCGGACUGCGCGGCCGGGCUGUGCUGCGCCCGCCACUUCUGGUCCAAGAUCUGCAAGCCGGUGCUGCGGGAGGGGCAGGUGUGCACCCGGCACCGGCGGAAAGGCGCGCACGGGCUGGAGAUCUUCCAGCGCUGCCCGUGCGCCGAGGGGCUGGCGUGCCGCCUGCAGCGGGAGCACGGCCCCGCCGACGCCUCCCGCCUGCACACGUGCCAGCGGCACUGACGGACCGACCGACGGACCGACCGACGGACAGGCUCCGGCCCCGCCGGAGCGAAGGCUGUUUCUCAAGGGAACUACUCCGAAGCGACUUCUUGCAGUACGUUACUGUGUUGUGAAUACUCGAGCUGGCACUUAGCUGUACAUAACGCCGGGACUUUUCAGUGACUGCUCACGAGUUGCGUUGCGUUUCUCUGGCGCUCUCCAAGCCGCGACUGUGACUUUGUACACACUGGGUUUUUCCUUCUGGCUCGAAGGGAUGCCGCCGUCUGCGUGCGAGCGA
This is a messenger RNA of Ficedula albicollis (Collared flycatcher), 1027 nucleotides long. RefSeq names its product dickkopf WNT signaling pathway inhibitor 1 (gene DKK1). The transcript is spliced from 7 exons. Bases 1 to 750 code for a protein of 249 amino acids. Lineage: Eukaryota; Metazoa; Chordata; Aves; Passeriformes; Muscicapidae. The record is from RefSeq and is a predicted model, not a curated record. Gene Ontology annotation, molecular function: co-receptor binding; receptor antagonist activity. Gene Ontology annotation, cellular component: extracellular region. Gene Ontology annotation, biological process: multicellular organism development; negative regulation of canonical Wnt signaling pathway.